This is a messenger RNA of Saccostrea cuccullata (small rock oyster), 4559 nucleotides long. RefSeq names its product recombining binding protein suppressor of hairless-like. The transcript is spliced from 14 exons. Gene Ontology annotation, molecular function: DNA-binding transcription activator activity, RNA polymerase II-specific; RNA polymerase II cis-regulatory region sequence-specific DNA binding. Gene Ontology annotation, biological process: regulation of transcription by RNA polymerase II. Gene Ontology annotation, cellular component: nucleus. The record is from RefSeq and is a predicted model, not a curated record. Lineage: Eukaryota; Metazoa; Mollusca; Bivalvia; Ostreida; Ostreidae. The coding region runs from base 333 to 2273 and encodes 646 amino acids.
CUGAAUGGGGAGGUGAUUGGAAGAGCUAUUAACUAUUGUUCUCACGGUGUCCAAAUGCAAAUGUGAAUUUCCCACGGGUCUGGCUUACGUUACAACUGUUAUAUUCCCAUCGUAGUGAUGAAAUGAAAUCUAAUUAACAUACAGAAAGGAGAAUAAUUUAAACUUAAAAAAGGACUUAUACGUGCACUGGGCGAAGGGAGAUGAAGUGUGUCAAACUGUUUAUGUUCUAUACUGGAUAAUGACUUACAGUGUGUGUCAUUUGUGAACUAUUUAGUGGGGGAUUGAUACAUGAAUUAUAUAUUUUCAAUUAUUUGACAAUGAAUUAAAAGACAAUGAAUGAACAGCAUUUAUAUGUUUCCCAGAAUGGUUAUACCUACAGUGUGGGGCCAGCACAGACUGACCACCUCAUGAGUUGCUCCCAGCCCCAACAAAAUGGUCCCCAUAGCAACCACAGCUUCAUGCAUCACAACAGUAAUGCUGGAUUCACCCUCCACCCUCCUACGGAGCGAUCCUACGCCGGCCGACCCGACCCAGGUCCAUCCUCAAGGUCAGAUCUAAGUGGUCACAUGGCACACAGCAGCUAUGAGAAUCCGAUGGACUUGUCCAGCAACAAACCAGGAAAUUCUGGCCGACAUGUCAAGGAAGAGGGUCGUCACCAUGGCUACAUGGCUGGUAUGGGAACCACCCCUGUAUCUGUUGGAAUCCCAGAACACCUUCAUGACCCGUCACACAUUGUUGCUGGUUCCCUGACCCCACCAGAGAAGAUCAAUGGAGACCCAUGUACCAUGGCAACCAGCAGUCCCCUGAGCAUCGCCACGGUAACACAGGCUAUCCCAGCACCCCCCAGUCCCAUCUCCACUCCGUCCCCACUCUACGCCACCAACAGCUUCGUGGACAGAAACAAUUAUCAAGAUCAGAGAUUGACAAAGGAGGCCAUGAGGAAUUAUCUGAAGGAGAGGGGAGACCAGAUAUUAGUCAUAUUACACGCCAAAGUCGCACAAAAAUCAUACGGAAACGAAAAAAGGUUUUUCUGCCCACCCCCCUGUAUAUACCUCUUUGGGAGUGGCUGGAAACGGAAAAAGGAAGCGAUUGAGGCUGAGGGGGGCACAGAACAGGACUCCACGACAUGUGCCUUUAUGGGGAUUGGGAACUCUGACCAGGAGAUGGUGCAGCUCAACCUGGAGGGCAAGAAUUAUUGUGCAGCCAAGACAUUGUAUAUAUCGGACUCUGACAAGAGGAAACAUUUUAUGUUGACUGUGAAAAUGUUCUUUGGGAAUGGACAGGACAUUGGUGUAUUCAAUAGUAAACGGAUUAAAGUGAUAUCAAAACCUUCCAAGAAGAAACAGUCACUGAAGAAUGCGGAUUUGUGUAUUGCGUCGGGAACAAAAGUAGCCCUGUUUAACCGACUUCGUUCCCAGACCGUCAGUACGCGGUACCUCCACGUGGAGAAUGGUAACUUCCAUGCCAGCUCUACCCAGUGGGGAGCAUUCACCAUCCAUUUACUGGAUGACAAUGAGGGGGAAUCAGAAGAGUUUACCGUCAGAGAUGGAUACAUCCACUACGGAUCUACCAUCAAACUUGUGUGUUCUGUCACUGGAAUGGCACUGCCAAGACUCAUCAUUCGUAAGGUGGACAAGCAGACGGCCAUCUUGGACGCUGAUGACCCGGUGUCCCAGCUCCACAAGUGUGCCUUCUACAUGAAAGACUCGGAGAGGAUGUACCUCUGUCUGUCACAGGAACGCAUCAUUCGGUUCCAGGCUACUCCAUGUCCCAAAGAGCCAAACAAAGAAAUGAUAAACGACGGAGCUUCAUGGACAAUAAUUAGCACAGACAAGGCAGAGUACACAUUUUAUGAGGGAAUGGGGCCAGUUAAGUCCCCUGUUUCACCCGUACCGGUCGUCAACAGUUUACAUCUGAAUGGAGGAGGAGAUGUGGCCAUGUUAGAACUGAACGGUGAAUUCCUGGCCCCCAAUCUGAAGGUGUGGUUCGGGGAGGUGGAGGCUGAGACCAUGUUUAGGUGUGAGGAGAGCAUGUUUUGUGUAGUCCCUGACAUCUCUGCUUUCAGAGCCGGGUGGAGAUGGGUGCGGCAGCCAUUACAGGUUCCUGUCUUACUGGUGAGGAAUGAUGGGAUAAUUUACUCCACGGGUUUGACCUUCACCUACACCCCAGAGCCGGGGCUUCGCGCCCAUUCUCGGGAAGUGGACCGGAUAUUAAGACCGGGCGUGUCCAGUCCAGAUUCCACCUCCACAACAAACUUCAGCAAUCCCUUAUAGUGCCUUGUCCCAUACUGGUCAUGUGACCAGGCAAACAAUUCAACAUGGUCAUGUGACUAAGCAAACAAUUCAACCUGAUCAUGUGACCAGGCAAAUAACCUGGUCUUAUGACCCAAAAUACAAAUCAACCUGGUCAUGUAACCUGACAAACAAUUUAGCCUUAAUCUCUUGACCAGGCAAUUCAAUCUGGUCAUGUGACCAGUCAAACAACCAAUCAUGUGAUAUUUUUGUAUUUAGUAUAUGUGGUACAGAAUUAACAUUGUGCAUAAAAUCAGAGCUGUAACUCAACAACAACCUAAGUCUUUAGCCUUCAACAAAAUUUAAUUGUAAUUCUGCCUUAUUUUUUUUUUUAAUUAAGUAAAAACAUUUUACAAGUACAUUUUUUAUAACAAAUGAAAGAGAUUCCAGAGUGAAUACAAUUUUUAAAAUCUUUUCAGGUUUUUCUGUAAAACUAUUUCUAGAAUUAUCUAACACUGUAGAGGCUGUAUAAAUUAAUAAUACAUACAGAUGUUUACAAUGUGGCCGUCUUGUACACUGUGUUAUAGAUAAGUUAGACACCUGUACACAUUAAGUGCUUUAACUAUGCCUUCUUAUGUCUUCUGUGCUUUGAUGUUAAUAGUGCUUUCAAUUUGUUACCAUAAAACCAUGUCACAAAGUGACAAAGUAUCAAACAUGUACCCCCUACCCCUCCAAACACCAUAUUGAGCACCCCCACCCCCUCCAAACACCAUUUUGUGUGCCCUAAGAGUGCCAGUAUUUUGUUGACUGUUAUAUCAUCCAAUCGGGUUGUUUUUUCUUAUUGUAUACAUCUUGUAUGGAUCUUCUUGUUUGAGUUUUAUGUUAUCUUUGUUGAAAACAUACAUCUUUUUUUUAAUUGUAAAAAGACAUUUAAGUGAAAAAACACUGAAUUUGUAAUAAGUGUAAUCAUCAAGGUCUUUGAGAUAUACACAAUGUAUUUCAUAUAUAACUCUUAAAGUGCUUGAAAUAUAUUGUCAGAAGUUGACAUGUACCAAAAGCAUUUGUAGGACCUUCAGAUAGAAGUUUUUUUUUUUUACUUCAUAACUAUAGGUAAUGAGAAACAUUAUCAUCAUUUGAAUUUACAUAUGAAAGUUCAUGAACAAUGUUGAAUUAGUUCAGACUUGAGCAUUUGUGUAUGAUUGAAAUGGGCAUUCUAUAACAAGUUAUAUUUUCAUCUUGAUGGAACAUAUUUUUUGAUGUCGGUCUAAUUUUUGUGAGUCUUUUAAAUUUGUUCAGAAGCCCAUUAACCGUUCUAAGGCAGCUUCUUCACUGUCGUCUAUAGUUAAGUUAUAAGUGCUUAUCUCUAGUGCAUGGAAUCAUUUAUAUCUGCUAAAAUCCAGGUCUUCUUGGAUUUCAUUAUUUAUUCACUUAAAGAUUUUGUAUUUUCACUUUAUGAAAUUAUUUUGUGAAAUUUUAGGAUAAAAUAUGCCAGUGUUGUGAUCCAUUUUUAGUUACACCCUGUUUGUUUUAUUUCUCUUUUAAACCUGUAUGUGUGGAAUUAAGGCAGUUCUAGGCAGUUUCAUGAGAAAUGUUAUUUUUUAGAAACCAUUUUUAGACACAAAGAUUACAUAGGAACUCAGUCAUUGUCCUAUUUCUGUUUUGAUUACAUGGGGCCAAUUAUCAUGGUGAUUUCAGAAUUGACAUUAAUUUUAAGUCAUUUUAGAUUAAUUUUAAUAUUUUAAGAUUUCGCAACUCUCUAGUAAGAAAAGUAACUCUUUCUAGGAGAAACAUUUAUUAUCCCUUAUAAAACAUGUGUUUAAAGGCCAUUUCUGUUUAAAAAAAAAAUUGACUUGCAAUGGGUGCACUUAAUUAUAAAUUAAAUCUCUUGCAGCAAAAUUUAAGUGUUAGAGAAUGACAAGAGAAAGAUAAUCAAAAUUUUACCAAUAAACACUAAUACUUCCCCAUACUUCAUGUUCUGGUUGUGGAGGUUCUCUGCAUCAGUUACUUUCCAUGGUCUUGUUUUGACAAUCAUGUCCUACUUUCAGUUUCAUUUUAUGGAUAUAAUGGUGGGACUUUCCUGAGCCUUGUUUUGGUAGUUCAUGUAGAAAAAGGAGUGAAUCACUGCCCAGAUACUGGUUUUAACACAUGUUUAUUGUAUGGUAGGUCUAAUUUUGUCCCACUUUACCGACAGUGCCAGUAGCAGCAAAUGCAUCAUCAAUGUCAUUUUGUGAAUGUGAAAUCACACCAAUUUUCUGUACAUAAUUUGUUUACUUGUACAUUUGAUUGUAGUUACUGAAUAAAUACCUCAAUAAUAAAUUGAAAAAAAUA